Acaulospora morrowiae is the source of this 464-nucleotide messenger RNA. NCBI's taxonomy places the organism in Eukaryota, Fungi, Glomeromycota, Glomeromycetes, Diversisporales, Acaulosporaceae. The record is from the annotation of a GenBank genome assembly.
CGAUGAAAGGUAGACUUGAUAUUGUCAAGGUGCUCAUCAGAUACGGUGCCAGAGUAGAUUCUCAAAAUAAAGAUGGUUGGAAUUGCCUUCACCUUGCUGCAAAGGAAGGUCAUCUUGAAGUCACAAUGUUUUUACACAACCUUUCUCCAACCUUAUGCCUCACACCAAGUAAAUCCGGUCGACUUCCAAUUCAUAUAGCAGCAUCAUUAAAUCAUCCGGAAUUGGUUUUUCAUCUUCUCACAACCUCAAGUAAUAAAAGAUCAUUUCUGUUAACCUCUGUGGACCACGGAGGAACAGAUCUUUUGCAAAAUGCAGUGAUUUCGGGAAAUUUGGAGAUGGUUAAGAAACUAAUUGAGGAUUAUGGUUGCGACGUGAAUCAUAAAGAUAAACUUGGAAGAAGCGCGAUUCAUCACGCGUCAAUGGUUGGAAAUGUGGAUAUGAUAAAGCUAUUAAUUGGAUUCGGU